Pipistrellus kuhlii (Kuhl's pipistrelle) is the source of this 863-nucleotide messenger RNA. It is a transcript of the gene SPATA31F3, whose product is annotated as family with sequence similarity 205 member C. The coding region runs from base 1 to 561 and encodes 186 amino acids. NCBI's taxonomy places the organism in Eukaryota, Metazoa, Chordata, Mammalia, Chiroptera, Vespertilionidae. The record is from RefSeq and is a predicted model, not a curated record. The transcript is spliced from 5 exons.
AUGUUGAACCCUACAUUUGUUCUGUGGGAAAUAGGAUAUCCCAUAUACACUUAUGGCUCCAUCAUCAUUAUUGCAUUAAUUAUUUGGCAAGCGAAAAAGAUCCAUCCAAGAUUGAAGUUGGGACCUAACAAGAGCGGUUGCCAGCAUCAACGGAGAGUCAAACAAAGGACUAAAGAUAGAACAUCAAGAGCCAGAAAACAUUCCCACAAAGAAGAUGAGAAGCCAUGGGAGCUGCUCUCUGUCAUGAAAAGCCAGAGCUGGUUUCCUCAGGAGGGAAGCGUGCGGAGGAUCCUGUGUGCAGAUCCCUCCUGCCCUGUCUGCAAUGCUAUGGCUCUGGAGAUUAAGCAGUUGCUGGCCAAAGCUGCAGAAGCUGGCUUGGGAAGUAAGACGAAGCAUUUUCCACACUGGAUUAAAUCCAACGUGAAAGAUCAAAGGCGUAAAGAACCCAUUCUCCUUUAUAAGGAUGAGCUAGUGGCCAAAACCACGACCAAAAAGGUUGAGAAGAGUCCACCCUCCACCAGAAGCCAUGUGAAGCAUGUACAAGAACAUCACCUUCUUUGAUGCCCACCAGUGCCUAGACAACGAACUCCAGCAACACCCCUUUGAGCCUGGCCACUCCUGGUCCCAGUGCCUUUCCCACAACCGAUCUAAGCACUAUCCUCAUCUGACUUGUGCUACUCAACCGAAGAUCCAUCCCAGAUUGCAACUCUCACCUGUACAGAAGUCUAUACAGGGAGAAAACCCAUUCUGGGGGAAAAGGAGCUCCGGAGUUUCCAAAACCUCUUCACAGCCCUGAGAAAGGCUGUCACCAUUUCCAUUUAUGUACAGGUGAGGCAGUACCUUUUCCAAAUAUACACUAAAAC